CGCACCCCCGGGACUUCCACCCUCUUUACAAUUCCUUCCUGGCGUCCCCGACGUCUCCCGGGAAUGUUCCUCCUCUCCACCCCUGACUCCGAAUUCCCAUUCAAAUUAAUAAUCCUUCUAAUAAUCUGACCUCCUGCCCCUCCCUCUCUUCCAGCCUCACUCCCACCCCCUUUCCCUUCCCCCCUCCCACCAGCCAGAGGGAAACCCGGGAAGCUGCUGGAGGGAGACGGGAGGGAAGAAAAAAAAAGUGUGGGGGGUGUGGGGGUGGCGGAGAAGAAGGACACGGUCCCUUGGGCUUUUGGCCGUCGCCUGCUGAGGGAGUUCCAGCCACUGUCAGCACCACUGCCACGCUCCGGGUCUGCCACCUCCCAGGGCAUCUCAGUGCCCUAUUAAACAUCGGGGGGGGGCUUGGGCAGACACCCCUCCUCUCCCUCCGCCCCAUGUCCACUGGGGAGACAGCCUGGGUUAGAGAAGGAGAGGGAGGAGGAGGAGGAGGAGGAAGGCGGCGGCCGAGGGAUGUGACCAUUCGUUCCUUUCAAUGUCAUGGGCUUCGAUCCCCCCUCCCUGGGGAAAAUCGGCGCCUUAGUGUGAGAAAGGAGACUCGCUGUCCAGCAGACCGCAGACGGCUCUCGGGCUGGGGACCAGGCGAAUAGAGGGUGACGGUGCGCUGGGGGGCUUUGCCAUCCUCCUACCCCGCACUGGGGAGGAAAAGCAGCCAGGAUCCCCUUCCCCUUUCCCUUCCCCACCAGCUUGGUUUUCUCCUCGGGAGGUGUUUUGAGGAUCCCCUUGACUUCAAGGAAGGACGGACGGCCCACCCAGACCCCACAUCGUCUUCCUCCGAGCCCCGGUUUCGGUGGCAGCUUCUCCGUCGUGGUGACCCUUUCCCCAUGACCCUAAGGUCCCACGAGUCCACGGUGGAUGGUGCGGAAGGGACUCGAAGCCAGUGGGGGGCGGCAGGUGCAGCAGAGGAGCAACCCUCGGAGGUGGUGCGUUUGGCUACAGCCAUGCGGGAAUUGAGCCAGGCAGGAUGGUACUGGGGAAGCAUGACUGUUAAUGAAGCCAAAGAGAAAUUAAAAGACGCCCCAGAAGGAACCUUCCUGAUCAGAGACAGUUCUCACUCGGACUACUUGCUUACUAUAUCUGUCAAAACCUCAGCAGGACCAACCAAUCUUCGGAUAGAAUACCAGGAUGGGAAAUUUAGAUUGGACUCCAUCAUCUGCGUCAAAUCCAGGCUGAAACAAUUUGACAGCGUGGUCCAUCUAAUUGAAUACUACGUGCGAACUUGCAAGGACAAGAGGACGGGUGCCGAAACCCCUCGGAAUGGAACCGUGCAUCUCUAUUUGACAAAACCCCUCUAUACGUCCACUCCAACCCUCCAGCAUCUCUGCAGACUCUGUAUAAACAAAUGUACAACUAAGAUCUGGGAAUUGCCUUUACCAACAAGACUAAAAGAUUACUUGAAAGACUAUCAGUACCAGGUAUAAAUUUCUCUCUUUUUUCUAAACACGCCUCAUGUAGAAUCUCUCUGAAUGCAGCUAUGUCAAGAGAGCCAAAUCGGCAUAGCCCUGGCUAGCCACGUGUCCAACUCAGAAAUGGGAUUUCCUCAUAAGAACAACUGUAGUCAAACUAAUUUAACUGUCCAAGGAAGGCUGGGGGGGGGGGGGAACAAGUCAACUAUAUUAAAAUCUCCAUCACUUUUCUCAUCUGAGUGACUUUACCCCGACACCAAGAGGAGUCUUUCUCUCUCCCUUUUUUAUGAUUCAGUGUUUGGUGGUACAUUUGCCAACCUGAGGGUCAGGGAAACCUCUUUUUUUUUUUUUUUAAUAGGUCAUUUUUGUGUGUGAGUUCUUAGCUGUCGGGGUGUCAAGGGUACAUGCUGCCAGGUGUUCAGCUGAUGUUAAAGCUCAGAGCUGGCGCCAAAAGAACUGGAAAGGGAGAAGCCGAGAUGGGGCUGCUCACAACUUAUUUGCCUGGUGGUGUCUUAGAAUGUCUUUAUUUUACAUUCUGGUGUACUUGUUUAGAGUUUUUGUUGUUCUUGUUAAACAGAACAUGCUUGUCAGUAUUUAUCUUUUGUUUUAUACCAUUCACCAAAUCCAACAGUGACCGUGAAAUCUUGUAUUUGUCUUCUGACUCCAAACGGCCGACGAUCUCGUGUGAGUAGGAGAGUACUGUAGCCCUUUAUUUAAAAAAAAAAAAAAAAAAAAAAAAAAAGGAGCCUUACUUCAGAAACAUUUCAAACUGGUGCAAACGGACCUUGAUUUUCCUUGUUUUGUUUUUGUUAAAAAAAAAAAAAAGGCUAAAUACAAGAAUGUCACGCUCCACAGGUGCAACUGAGACCAUGGUGAUGAAAACAAUGUUUUGUCCUUGCUGAGGUAGCCAAAGUCCUGACCUGUGGCCAUUUUCACUUUUUUGGAAAUGGCUCUAAAAAUCAAUGUGCGGGUCGUCCUUGAAUUGUCUGGCCACACAGAAUCGGCAGUUGUCUGCCUUCUCCCCUGUCGAGUACUUUGGACUUCAUUUUCUUCCAGAUGCAGGGGAAAACGGGCCUGUUUUAUUUUUCCCAAAGUGUUUAUCCACGGCUGUUACUAAGUAUCCAACUUUGAUUAGAAUGUACUAAAUAAAACAAACGCCUUUUACAA
This is a messenger RNA of Vombatus ursinus (common wombat), 2636 nucleotides long. It is a transcript of the gene SOCS2, whose product is annotated as suppressor of cytokine signaling 2. Bases 888 to 1484 code for a protein of 198 amino acids. The transcript is spliced from 4 exons. Gene Ontology annotation, biological process: phosphatidylinositol phosphate biosynthetic process; intracellular signal transduction. The record is from RefSeq and is a predicted model, not a curated record. Gene Ontology annotation, molecular function: 1-phosphatidylinositol-3-kinase regulator activity. Gene Ontology annotation, cellular component: phosphatidylinositol 3-kinase complex. NCBI's taxonomy places the organism in Eukaryota, Metazoa, Chordata, Mammalia, Diprotodontia, Vombatidae.